AUGAAGGUCACUGCUCUCCUCACCGUCGCCGCCUUGGUCGUGGCUCCCGUUGUUGCCCAGUCUAGUGCUCCAAACGGCAUCAUCAGCACCACCCGAGCUGGUGGCGCGUCAGUCACUGGCGGUGCAUCGGCCACUGGCAGUGCAUCAGUCACUGGCAGCGCAUCGGCCACUGCAAGCGCAUCCGUCACCGGCAGUAACACCUCCCGUGCCUCUGGUUCCGGCUCUGCCUCUUCUCAAGCAGUAAACAGCAGCCCUGCCGGCAGCAGCCGUGCCUUAACCCCCAGUGGCUCCGCCGCCUCCUCAGCCGUGUCUAGGGCUACUGCUGCCGCUUCUUCCGCUGCCUCUGCUGUUUCAUCUGCCGUUUCUAGAGCCACCGCUGCUGCCUCAUCUGUCGCCUCAGCAGCUUCUUCUGGGGCCACCGCUGCCGCCACCCCCACCAGCAGGGCUGCCGCUCCCACCAUGGAUGCCCAGCGAUAUGGCGUCAUGGGUCUCGCCGCCGUUGCUGCCGCCAUGGCCCUGUAA
Molecule: messenger RNA, 522 nt
Organism: Clonostachys solani
Lineage: Eukaryota; Fungi; Ascomycota; Sordariomycetes; Hypocreales; Bionectriaceae
Source: the annotation of a GenBank genome assembly